AUGAGCGACGUCGACCGCGAGCUCAUGAGAGCGGAGGAGGACGCCAAGUCGGCCGAUCGCCCCCGAAGAUCGACACAACACCAACGCCGCCAUCACCGCGACAGUAAUGAGGUCGAACGGGUCAUCUCGGCCUCGUCCGUCUCGACGUCGUCUAGUGAUGGUGCCGCCCGGCGAGCUAACGGGAUGAGUCGCGUCUCGACUCAACGAGACCUCGAACGUCAUCCUACCGAAUUAAGCCGUAUACAUACAAUACGGAGCCAACACAGCGCCACCGUCGGACGGAGCCUCAGGAGCCGCGAGUCCAGGAAACCGCUGCCGGCGUUCGGUGGCGGCAAACCGCUUCCGCCUCCACUACCCGAUCAGGAGGAUUAUGUGGUUGAGUUCGAGGGGCCAGACGACCCCUAUCAUGCCCAGAACUGGACGACCAAGAAGAAGUUGCUGACUAGUGCUAUGCUUGGUUACACGACUAUGACCUCGGCUUUCACAUCGAGUAUCUUCUCGGCAGCGACGACGUCAGUCGCCGCAGAAUUUAACGUCAGUGCUGAAGUUGGUAUACUCGGCGUGUCGCUCUACGUUUUGGGUUUCGCGACUGGUCCGACGUUGUGGGCUCCGCUGUCUGAGCUGAAAGGCCGACGUCUGCCUAUUGUGCUGUCCAUGUUCGGUUUCUCUGUCUUCUGCAUCGCUUGCGCUACAGCCAAAGAUUUGCAGACACUGCUGAUCUGCCGAUUCUUCGCCGGUUUCUUUGGCGCGUGUCCUCUCGCCGUCGUUGCCGCUGUCUUCUCCGACAUGUUUAACAAUGCGACUCGUGGUGUGGCGAUAACAUUGUUUUCCAUGGCCGUCUUCACUGGACCGCUACUGGCGCCUUUCAUCGGGGGUUUCAUAGUCGACUCCUACCUUGGUUGGCGCUGGACCAUGUACCUCGCGUCCAUCAUGGGCUGGUUUGCGUUUGGCCUCGAUCUGCUCUUCCUCACCGAAACAUACCCUCCAGUUAUUCUGAUCGAGAAGGCAUCCGAGCUGCGUCGUCGCACCAAGAACUGGGGAAUCCACGCCAAGCAGGAAGAGAUCGAGGUUGACUUCAAGGAACUCCUUCAGAAGAACUUUACUCGUCCCAUGCGCCUCCUGUUCUUCGAGCCCAUCGUCACCCUUAUUUCCGUCUACAUGGCUUUCAUCUAUGGUCUACUCUACCUUUUCUUGACCGCGUACCCCUUCGUCUUCGAGGGAGUCCACGGCUUCAACAAGGGCCAAUCUGGGUUGUGUUUUUUCGGCAUGAUCAUUGGUCAACUCUUUGCAGGUAUUACGGUGCUUCUCAUGCAACCCGCGUACCAGCGCAAGCUGGCUGCCAACAAUGGCGUGCCGGUACCAGAAUGGCGUCUCCCCGAGGUCAUUGCGGGUGGAGUCUCUUUCACUGCUGGUAUCUUCUGGUUCGGCUGGUCAGGUUACCGAGCGGACAUUCACUGGAUUGUACCAGCUGCUUCCGGUAUCCUGACUGGCUUUGGUUUGAUGGCCAUCUUCCUGCAGUCUUUGAACUACCUUGUCGACGCGUACCUUAUGUUCGCCGCGUCGGCCAUAGCUGGCAACACAUUCUUGCGUUCUCUCUGCGGUGCUGGAUUCCCGCUAUUCUCCACCUACAUGUUCAACGGACUAGGCAUUCAGUAUGCUUCCACCCUUCUUGGCGGUGUUGCUGCCAUACUCGCGCCGAUCCCCGUCAUCUUCUACCUAUACGGUGCCAGAAUCAGAGCCAAGAGUGCUUUCGCUCCAACGGACGCUCCGGGCGCUGCAGCGGCUGCCUCUAGUAAUGACACAGCCGUUGAGACUGACAAGGAUGGCGAAGACCAUGCCGCUGCCUCAAACGCGCCGCGGACCCAUGGGGACGGGGAGAAGGCAUAG
This is a messenger RNA of Anthostomella pinea, 1887 nucleotides long. Lineage: Eukaryota; Fungi; Ascomycota; Sordariomycetes; Xylariales; Xylariaceae. The record is from the annotation of a GenBank genome assembly.